Molecule: messenger RNA, 1000 nt
Organism: Prorocentrum cordatum
Lineage: Eukaryota; Dinophyceae; Prorocentrales; Prorocentraceae
Source: the annotation of a GenBank genome assembly
AUGUCAAGCGACUCCAUCAGUUAUCUUGCUUCAAGCGAGAUCGACCGAAUCGACGAGUCCGUCCGCGUAAUGCGGGUUAUGGAAGAUUGGGAGGCCGAGCAGAUGCAUGGUGAGAUAAUUGGCGCCAAAGGUGCAUUCGUCCAUUUCAAUAUCGACGCAGGUCUGUUUAGCAUCUUCAUCAUGAUGUUCAAGGCUGGAUUCGUAUAUUACGCCAUUAAGCGCCCGUGGAUAUCGGGCAUGAUGGCCGUCGUGCUAGCCUUGGCGUUUCUCUUCUUAGGCCGCACCACGCUGACGCUCCGGCUGGCCGCCUGGAAGGACACGUGGCCGAGCGUGCAGCCGCUGCCCGGGCAGGUGUUCUUGGACCGCUACGGCGCCAAGCCCGUUUCGGGCAGCUCGUCAGGGCCGAGGGGCCCUGGACGCCCACUCCGAAGCCUCUCGAGCGGGGUGCGGCCAAGGAGAGUGCACCCAGACCACCUGCGGGAGCAGUCCCACGAGCCGCCGCUGCUCUCGCUCGUGUUCGUGCGCUGGAAUGGCACCGCCCUGGGGGUGUCCACGGAGGGCGACGGCAGCUGGGGCAGUUACGGCUCCCCGCCGAGCGACAUGUAUUUGUCGGCGCUCGUGGAGGAGGGCGUGAAGUCUCACCCGCAGCUCGGCGGCGCGGCCGGCAGCUACGAGGUGCUGUCCCUCUUCGUGCGCAACUCGAAAGAGGUGGCCAGCCUCAUGCCCGCGGCGCCCUGGCUGCGAGCCAGCCUGCAUGGUCAGAAGAGGACGCUCUUCUGGAUGGUGUGGCCCGCCGAGUGGCAGGACACCGACGAGAGGUAUUACGCCGGCUACGUCGACAAGCGCACGCUGUUCGACGCCAUGCGCACGUGCGAGGAGGCUGGCCUGCACACCGGCUUCCCGCACCCCUCCGACCUGUACGAGCUUAUCACGUCGAAGACGUGGAUGGCGUCGUUGUGCACCCAGCCCUCGGCACGCCUGCCGGCCGCGACGCUCGUCG